AUGCUGUUUCGUUGGAUGUGGCAUCUGGGUGGCAUGUGGGUGGCAUGCGGGUGGCAUGUAGGCGGCAUGUGGGUGGCAUCUGGGCGGCAUAUGGGUGGCAUGUGGGCGGCAUGUUGGCGACAUGUGGACGGCAUGUGGGCGGCAUGUGGGCGGCGUGUGGGCGGCAUGGGCGGCAUGCGGGCGGCAUGUGUGGGCAGCAUACGGGUGGCACGUGGGUGGCAGGAGAAGAAGCUGCUAGUGGAGAUCAAGAAGACUACCAAGACGGGUAAUGAGUGGCAUGCUGUUUCUUUGGAUGUGGCAUCUCGGUGGCAUGCUGGUGGCAUGUGGGCGGCAUGUGGGCGGCAUGUGGGCGGCAUGUGGGCGGCAUGUGGGUGGCAUGUGGGAGGCAUGCGGGGGGCAUGUGGGCAGCAUGUGAGCGGCAUGUGGCAGGAGAAGAAGCUGUUGGUGGAGAUCAAGAAGACAGCAAAGACUGGUAACCAUGUGGGAGUUGGUAACCAGGUGGGAGUGGUAACCAAGUGGGAGUGGUAA
Closterium sp. NIES-65 is the source of this 528-nucleotide messenger RNA. The record is from the annotation of a GenBank genome assembly. Lineage: Eukaryota; Viridiplantae; Streptophyta; Zygnematophyceae; Desmidiales; Closteriaceae.